AUGGACCCUCAAAGAGAAGAUCAUAGACAUCUUCCUGAUAUCAUUGUAGAGCAACACAAAGCAGCGGCAGGCAUUUGAUUUUCAACAGGAAGAAGGAGCCUGCUGCAGGCAGGGAGAGGCAGCAGCUCUGUACAGCUACAGCAGAAAGGAACCUUUAUCCAGUCUGUCUAACUUUCUCUCUGAAGACCGUCAUCCUGUGAAUCAAAAUGAGCCAACCAAGAACUGAGGACUGGACAGGAGAAGAUGUCCACCGUUGGCUCAUGACAAAAGUCAAAGUUUCUCAGAGUUGUGCGGACAGAUUUAUUGAAGAGGAGGUGUCAGGAGAGUAUUUGGUCUCCUUUGAAAAGAAAGACAUUCUUGAUUUAGGAAUCAAACAUGGUCCUGCUGUAAAGAUCGCAUGUUAUCUGAAAAGUUUGACUGAAGGAAGGGAGCAUCAGUCAGAAUAUCCUGCGUAUGUGGAAUCCUGGUCAAAGGAUCAGGUCAGCCAGUGGUUAACGGAGCAUGUGAAGAUUUACAGCAAAUACGCACAACAACUUCUGAAUGAAGAUGUUUCUGGAGAUUGCUUGAUUUGCUUUAUGAAGCAGGACUUUCUGGACCUCGAGGUGAAAAGUGGUCCUGCUGUGAAGAUUCUAGCUCAAAUGAAAAAGCUGAAUAACGAACAAGAACCAUUGCUGCAACCAAGCACUCAGACCAGUGUCGGCCAGGCAGAAGGAGAUACAUGCGUUGGACUUGAGAGCAACCUGCCUCAUACACUAGAAAAUAAACAGGACAUACAGGAAAAAACUGGAUCACAAGGUCCCUCCAAGAGAACUUCAAUCAAGACAGAAGAGAAGAGAACAGAACCAGAACCUUUUGGACCAAAGCAUAAAGUUGCAGUGGUCAAUCCCCAGCCACAAUCACCACAGACCACCAUAAUGAUUAAAAACAUCUUGGAUGACCUCCUGAAAGAUGACUUAAAAAACUUCCACUUCCAUUUAUCAGAAUAUACAAAAUCUAAAAGGAAACUUAUUCCUCGUGGAAAACUGGAAGGCAAAGACCCUAUGGACACCGCCCAGAUACUGACUGGUCAUUAUGGAGGUCAAGAGGCUUUACUGGUCACAAAAGACCUUCUGCAAGAAAUUAACCAGCGUGAACUGGCUCUCCAGCUGGAAAAAAGCAUAGGUCAGCUGGAACAGCCAUGUCUUUCCAGAGACAUCAUGAAGAAAGAAGCUAACCAAGGUGAUAAACUAAAGAACCUAUUGACAUGUGGUGGGGACUCUUUGGAGAGUUAUAACAGUUUUGUUAUAGUUGUUAACAAAAGCAAUCCACAACAAGUUCAAUACCUCAGUUUUCUAAGUAAGUUAAAACUGUUCUGUGUGUUGGACUUUGACCCAAACUCUGUAGCUGAAGGUGGACUGUGUCAUUCAUACAGAGAGUUGAGGGUGGCUAAUCUGCAUUUGCCAACACAAUUUCAGGGACAUACUGAAGCUGUUAUAAAGGAGCUCAACCUUUACCUCCAGACCAGCUGGGUCUUCUGUAAUGGGAGAAAUGACCUUGAUGAUUGCAGAGAGUUAGACUAUCGAACCUGGCUGAGGAGGUCUUGCAAAGAUUUGGAACAGUUGGUUUCUUUAAUCUGCAACCCUGAUGUUUUGCUCCAUGGAAGAUACCUUGUUAUCUUCCUUCUCCUUUCCCCCGUGCACUCAGAGAAAGACCCGGUCCUUGACACUUACAUGUCUUUUAUUAAACACAUAGAUGAGAGUAACAUCAUAAGCAUUUGUGAAUCUCAGAAAACAUAUUUAGAAUGGAGGGAACUUAUAAAAAGAAAGUGUGACUUUGACAUUGAACAUUUCUCCAUAAAUGAGCUAAGUCUAAGUGAGAUCAAUGGAACCAUAAUGGGGCUUGGUCCUGUCACUCAGUCAUCUACAAGGCUGCUUCCUUCUUCUGGUUCCAGUGCUGUUGUCCUGAAACAAAAGGAUGAAGAUCUAUUGACAGCUCUGGAUGUUUUAUGCCUGAAUCAGUGUGAAAAAAUAUAUGAAGAGAGAAGUUCAGAGUUUCAUGACUUCAGAAAAACAGUCGAGGAGGAGUUCUACAGAGGAGCCAAAGUGAGAUGGUGGAACUUUUAUUUCUGUGACAAAAACACAGAGAAGCCAUUUAUCAAGAGAGAAAAGUAUGAACAUGUGAAGAAAAUGAUCAGAUCACAGAGGACAUAUUCAAGCAACACCUGUGUGCUUUUAACAUUGUUUCAUGACCCAGGAUGUGGUGGUACCACCCUAGCAAUGCAUGUGAUGUGGGACCUCCGUAAGGAGUUCAGGUGUGCUGUUUUGAAAGACAACACGGUACCAAAAACAGAGGUGGCCAACCAGGUCCGACAUCUGAUGAAGCUGGAAAGUGAGAAACCAUCCCCGGUUCUGCUUUUGGUUGAUGACUCAAAGGAGACGGACAAUCCUUUUGACCUGCUGAUCUGCAUCCGCCAAGCUGUAGAGGAUCUUUCAGACAUUCAUUUGGAUGAUGCUCCUAACUGUAAAGUUAUCAUCUUAAACUGUGUACGUUCCCACGACCCCAAAGAGCAAUACAGAAAAAACAAUCAAACCCAAAACCAGUACCUAACUGCCAAACUGACACCACAAGAGCAGAAAGAGUUUGAAAAGAAGCUUAAAGAGCUAAAGGAAACCCAUGACAAACCUGAAAACUUCUACAGCUUCAUGUUCAUGAAAAACAAUUUUGACAGGAAAUACACAGAAAACCUUGCUCAUAACACGCUGGAGAACUUUGACUUCAGCACCAAGGAGGGUAAACUCCUCUCCUUUCUGGCCCUACUCAACACGUAUGUCACAAAGUCAGAGAUGGCACUUUCUCUCUGUGAGGACUUUUUUCAGAUGAAGAUGGUCCGCUGGAAAGACGACUCUGUUUUGGAUCGAAUGAAGCCCUAUUCCAACUUUCUUAUCAUAGAAUCAGUUGAUGAAUGGGGCGGAUACAAAGGAAUACGGAUCCUUCAUCAUGCAAUAGCAUCUGCCUGUCUGGAAGAGCUGGAGAGAAGUCAUGAUCUAAAGGCUAGUGACAUUGUCAUGGAAAUCCUCCAUUAUGAUCUGUUCUUCAGUGAUGGAGUUGUUAAACAUAGACUGAUGCGUUCAGUUAUACGAAUGUUAGUAGAAAGGCAACUGAAGAAAAAUGGAGAAGAGAGGGAACUUUUUUCUCCUCUCAUUGACAAAAUCCACAGCCAGCAAGGGAGACAAAAAGUCCAAGAAAUCUUUGUUAAAGCCUCGUCCAGGUUUGAGAAAAAAUUAUCCAUCCCUCAGGCACUGGCAAGAUAUUUGUACAUCAAUGUGAAGGACUUCCCAGAGGCCAUAAAAUGGGCAGAGAAAGCUAAGAACAUUAAAGAAAACCCCUAUACCUUCGACACAAUUGGGGAAAUCCACAAGAGCAAUCUGAGGUUCAACAUUAACAAAGAAAAACAGGUAGGGUCGCACAACCCAGACAAUCUGCUCACAAACAUUGAAAUAGCCAAGAAUGGCUGGAAAGCUUUCCAAAGGGCUCAGGAACUGGCAGACAUGGAAAAUGAAAUAGAAGAAGAAGCUCCUGACGAUGAGUCAGAGGAUUAUCCCAGGAAUUCCUACAAUAUUAAAGGCUAUGUGAAAAUGCUGGAGAUCUACUUCCUGGUCUUUGAGAUUCUGAGCAGGUUACCAUUCUUCGAAGAACAUGAUCCAAUGAAAAAACACUACUUAAGAAGUUUUCUUAACGGACAGUUCCCAAUCAGCAACGUUCACAAAGAGAACAGCGACUGCAACAACAGAUGUGUUGAGAUCAUUAAAGAACAUGAACUGUUCCUGGUCAAAAGGAAAGAGAUCAAAGAAAUCUUUGAUCUCUUGAACAACAACUUUACCUACAUAAAGCAGAACUCAGAACUGGAUGCAAUAAACCUAAGGAUAGUGAGUAAUCAUUUUAAGAAAUAUGUGGAUCUGUUUUGUUCCACACAAGAAGAAAUGAAAAAGGAAAAGGAAAACAAAACAACUCUCAGUCGAAAAUUGGAGGUUGAAGAUCGUAAACGAUUCCUGGAGAAGAACCAAGCAGAUACUUUCUCAGGAAUCCUUCAGUACUUGGACAAACCUGCUGAGGAGAUGGAGCAAAUAACAGAUUGCUAUGCAUUUAUACUGCAAAAUGAUACCAAUGAACGAAAUGUUAAAACAAAAAUCAAUUACAUCAUGGCCAACAUAGUCCUUCACCACCUAAAACCUAAAUCCAAACAUGUAAAGAAAUACAAAGAACUCUGCACUCUGCUUCAAGAGGUUCUCCAAGAUGUGGGACUUCGAUAUCCUUUCCCAGAUCCAUACUUUCUUGCUCAGUUGCUAUUCUGGCCAAGCCCUACAGAAGAAAACAUUGAUGACAUAACUAAAUAUGUUAAAGCAAUUCGAAAGUCUUCUCACAAGCACCUGUCUAAGUUGCUUCACAAAAGGAGCACUGUCGCCUACUUCUACUUAGGUCAAGAAGACGGUCUGAGGGGGCUGGUUUCAAAGCCAUCACUGGAUAAGAGUUUUCUUCCAAAGAUGAAUAGAGAUGUUUUAGCACAACUUUGGAGAGAUGGAGACAUAUUUAAGGAAGAGGCCAUCAAAAGCCGCCUAUACAGGGUGAAGGGAACCAUUGAACAGGGGGAGGUUUACGCCAACUAUCGCAAACAGAGGAUCCCAGUGCGCACAGCUCGUACCAGUGCAAUUAGAAGUGGCUUCAGCACUGAGAAGGUCUCCUUCUACAUUGGAUUUGCCAUUAAUGGACCCUUGGCAUAUAACAUUAAAUAUGAAAACUAGAAAUGAGCGCAUUAUGAUCUGAAAAUAUAUAAACUGAACAUGUAUAAUGAGCAAAAAGAAUUAAGUCUUAAUCAACAAUCUUUGGUAAGUUUUGAAUGGGUUCACAGAGGACCACUUACAAUGGAACUACAGGUUUCUCUUCUGUCUACUUUCAAUUGUCUGGGUGCUUUUAACAGAGAAUUAAUAACAGAGUUAGGAAGCAGCUCCAACCUCUAUGCUAUUCAUUUGAGCAUUUUAGACCAAACUACGAAAUGUGGGCAGUGUACAGUAAUGUUCAGAUCAUUGUUGUGUAAUGUUGUCUUGGUCAUGUUUUUCAAUUUCAGAAACAGGUUUUAAAUAAAAGCAAAGAGCCUUUUCACCCUAUUAUUUUUUUAAAGAACCUGACCUCUCAGUUUAUUACUCUUACAUGAAGCUUUUUUUUUAAGUUUUUUUUUACAGCACUAGUGGCUGUUUUUUUUUUUUGGACGGUAGGCUAACAGGAAAGGGGGUAUGAGAGAAGGGGAGAGACAUGCGGCAAAGGACCACAGGUCAGAUUCGAACCCUGGUCCCCGCGUCAAAAUCUAAGGCCUCCAAACACGGGUCGUGUGUGCUAACCACUGUGCCACCAAAGCACGGCCAUUACAAUAAGCUUUGCAUGAUUGUACACAUAUUGGACAACAUCUCACCUGGCUAAAUAACCAUAUAUCUGUUUCAGAAUUAAGGUAAAAAAAAUUGUGAAUUUAUUAAUUGUAUUCAUUUUUUCUGUAUUUUUAAGUGCAAAAUCAGUGUAAAAUCAUGUCAUUGUGUAAUAAAGUCACUUUAAAUCAUUC
Messenger RNA from Cyprinodon tularosa, 5587 nucleotides. Its product is annotated as sterile alpha motif domain-containing protein 9-like. The transcript has 5 exons. Gene Ontology annotation, cellular component: cytoplasm. The record is from RefSeq and is a predicted model, not a curated record. Lineage: Eukaryota; Metazoa; Chordata; Actinopteri; Cyprinodontiformes; Cyprinodontidae. Gene Ontology annotation, molecular function: protein binding. Bases 207 to 4778 code for a protein of 1523 amino acids.